Molecule: messenger RNA, 4767 nt
Organism: Bursaphelenchus xylophilus (pine wood nematode)
Lineage: Eukaryota; Metazoa; Nematoda; Chromadorea; Rhabditida; Aphelenchoididae
Source: the annotation of a GenBank genome assembly
AUGGAAGAAGCGACACCGUCGAAGAAAGCCCGUCUUGACAAGAUGAAUACUGUCAUCACCAAAAGAGGUAUGUUUUAUUAAAUGAUUAUUUUGGUUUUAGAUGGCCGUAAAGAGAAUUUUGAUGCAAAGAAGUUGGAGAAGUCUUUGGAAAGGUUGACCGAUGGACUUGAUUUACGCUUUGUCAAUCCGGUAAGUUUAGGGGUCAAGUCUUUCGCAACAGUUGACCCAAAUUUUAUCAAGUGCAAUAAGUUUUUUUGUGGCGAAGGAGGUCUUUUUUACUUUUGAUAACUAGCAAAUUAAUUUUAUUUAUUAGUUUCAGAAAAACUAUGUUGUUUUAAUGAAAAUCAGCAUGUGUGUAUAAUUUUUAUACCUAAAAUAUUAUAAAUUUUGUAAAAUCUUUCCAAUUUCAGGAAAAAAUCGCGGAAUGUAUCGCUCACUCGAUUCCGGAGCAAAUGAACACCACAGACUUGGCCAACCAUGUGGCCAACACGAUCUCCAGCUUGUGUAUCGAACACUCGGAUCACAAUCUGCUGGCCGGCCGUGUUGCUGCUGCCAGUAUGCACAAAACGACACAUGAGAAGUUCUCGGAUGUUGUGGAGAUACUCUAUAAUGCCAAGCAUCCAGUUACUGGGAAGGAUAGGCCAUUGAUUGCUGAAGAUGUGUACAAAGUUGUUCAAGAGCACAAAGAGGUACUUGGUUUUAAACUUUUCAUUGUUUCAUUGAAGUUUAGAUAAAUUAAGGUGGUUUUUAAUGUGGAAUAGAGCUGUUAGAGGAUAAUAAAGCAAUUGAUGUCAGAGGGAAAAAUUUAGGGACUAACCUAUGUUUUUGAUGAAUUUGAUGUUGAACUAGAUGUCUAGUGUAAUAUCGAAAAAUGAUUAUAGUGUACCGCUGACUGGUCUUAAUCUUAUUUUUUUAAAUAAUUCAAACUCGCUUUUAGAGAUUGGAUAGUGCCAUUGUUCAUCACAGGGACUUCAAUUAUGCUUAUUUUGGAUUUCGCACUCUGGUGGAUUCCGGAUACCUUCUGCAAUUGGAUGGCAAAACAAUCGAAAGACCUCAACAUAUGAUAAUGAGAGUGGCUCUGGGGAUCCACAAGGACGAUGUAGACGCCGCGUUGGAGGUAAGGUCAAAAUUUGUGGCUUCUUUAUAUUGUAGUAUGUCAGAUGUAGAAAAUUUUGAUUUUUUAUGUUUGUUUCGACCAAUUUGUAAGGUAAUAGGGAUAAAAAAGGGGUAAUAAGAGUUCGAAAAUAUUUGUGGAUUUUUUCAGACAUACGAUUACAUGUCCAAAGGGUUGUUUACCCACGCCACGCCGACUUUGUUCAACGCCGGAACACCCCAUCCUCAGAUGUCGUCAUGCUUCCUGGUGUCUAUCCCAGAAGACUCUAUGGAAGCGAUUUUUGCGACUUUGCACAAAUGCGCGAACAUAAUCAAGUAUUCGGGAGGAAUCGGCGUCAACAUUCAUGGAAUUCGAGCCAAAAAUUCGUUGAUCGCUGGGGCCAAUGGAUAUUCAAAGGGGAUUUUACCGAUGUUGAAGUGAGUUGAGGGGAAUUUUGGGGAUUUUAGAGGCUAAUUAGAAGUGAAUGUGGAGGAUUUUUUACACAAAAAAUUAUUUUUUUAUGUUAUCCGUGACUUCCAGACUCUUCAAUGGAACGGCAUCGUUUGCCAAUGUCGGAGGCAAGCGCCCCAGCUCGAUUGCGAUUUAUUUGGAGCCCUGGCACCCCGAUGUGUUCGACUUUGUCCAAUUAAAAGUUAACACUGGCGAGGAAAGCAUGAGAAUCAGAGAUUUGUUUUAUGCUCUUUGGGUCCCCGAUUUGUUCAUGAAAAGAGUCAAAGAAGAUAAAAUGUGGUCUCUGAUGUGCCCCUUGGACUGUCCUGGCCUUGACGAAGUCUAUGGCAAGGAAUUUGAGAAGUUGUAUACCAGGUGAGGAUGCAAUUUUGCAAAAAUGGAAAGCAAUUUUGCGAAAAUCGGGGUUUUUUCUUUCUUUUUUGAAUUUUCGAUUGGAAAAUCGUUUUGAUUGGGUCGAAAGAGGUGUUUUAAGAGUAAAUUAAAGCUUUUUGAAGCACUUCAGGGGCAUUGGUGCUCUAUCUAGACUUAUCGGACAUUAUUUUAGUUCAAGCUUUGACAUUAGUCACCUAGUACAAUAUAAUUUUUUUUUAUUUUUUUCAGUUAUGAAGACCAAAAUCGCUACCGAAGACAAGUAAAAGCUCGUGAUCUCUGGCGCGCCAUAACAAAUGCUCAGUCAGAAUCCGGAGUGCCAUAUCUGGUCUACAAAGACGCAUGCAACGAAAAGUCGAACCAGAAAAAUCUCGGAACAAUUAAGUCCUCGAAUUUGUGCACGGAAAUCAUCGAAUACAGCAACAAAGACGAGAUUGCGGUCUGUAACUUGGCCUCCUUGGCUUUGCCCAAGUUCGUUUCUGGCAAUGGAUAUGACUUUGAGGGAUUGAAAGAGGCCGCCAAGGUAGUCACCAAAAAUUUGAAUAAGAUCAUCGAUGGGAAUUUCUAUCCAGUUCCGGAUGCCAAACGUUCCAAUUUGAGGCAUCGGCCCAUUGGACUUGGAGUUCAAGGUCGGUCCACUUUUUUGUUUGGGAUUUUUUGAGAAGUUAGGGCGCAGGUCGCGAACUUAAAAAAUGGUCGUAAAUCGAGAUUUUUUUGUUUUGACAAGGAAAGUGCUUCUAUGAGGUAUGAAGUUACAGGUCAAUACAUAUCAAAAAAAUCGCAAAAUUUUUCUGGUUCAGAAUAUGUAAAAAUUAGCUGCCUAAUUUUAGUUUGUAAAAGCGAAAAAAUCCUCUGAACUUUUUUCGCACACCACGUAAAUGCCUUUUUUUCCAAGUUUAUACCAAAUCAAAAGCUUUGUUUUGAGCUAAAGUGAACCCUAGCAUCUUGACAAGCCUUAAAAUACCAAAUUUGAUUAAUAAUUUGAUCAAAUUUGAUUAACCUUAAUUAAUAGUUCUGUUAUAAAAAAGAGGAGUUUACGUGGUGUUGCGGGAAAAGUUCUGAGGAUUUUUUCACCCUGACAAACCAAAAUUAUGCAGCUAACUUUUACACUUUCUGAAUCAGAAAAAUUUUACGAUGUUUUUGAUAUAUGACUCGACCUGUAACUCCAUACCCCACAGAAGUAUUUUCCUCGUGAGAAGGUUAGGGCGCAGGUCGCGAACUUAAAAAUGGUCGAAAAUCAAGAUUUUUUUUGUAUGUUUUGAGUAAACUAGGACCAGAAAGACAAUUUGGAUAAUUUUAGGAUUCUUGAAAUAAUGUAAAUUUUGUAGUGGAACCAAGUUUUGAAGAAGUAUUUUUUAGAAUUUCAAGUAUUUUGAAAUGGAUAUAAACUUCAAUUUCAGGCCUUGCCGACGUCUUCCAACUUCUCCGUCACCCAUUCACCUCCGAGGAAGCCCGACGUUUGAAUGUUCAGAUUUUCGAGACCAUUUACUACGGAGCCGUGGAAGCGUCGACUGAAUUGGCCGUCGUCCAUGGACCAUAUGAGACGUACAACGAAAAUGGUGGCUGUCCAGCCGCUCAGGGACAACUCUCGUACGAUUUGUGGAAUGCAACUCCGACUGAUCUGUGGGAUUGGAAUGAGCUGAAGAAGAAGGUCGCUCAACGUGGCCUGAGAAACUCGUUGUUUGUGGCUCCAAUGCCAACUGCUUCGACUGCUCAGAUCUUGGGUGGGUUGAGGAAAAAGUUUUUGUGAUUUUGCUUGUUGAAUUUUGUGUAGGAAAUAGGGCUAAUUUUGGCGGGAAAACCUUAAGUUUGAAUGUUUAUCUCGUGAAAUUGAUAUAAGAUGUAUGCUGGCUAAUUUAAAGUCUUCUUGAUUUCAUUUUAUAGCCAUUUUAACCAUUUUGGGAGCUUGAAACAGAAUGCCAACUUUUGCCGGAUUAAAAAAAAAAAUUUUUUGCAAAGAUUUCAUUGAAAAUGUUGUUUUAGGCAAUAACGAGUCCUUUGAGCCCUUUACUUCCAACUGCUACACCCGCAGAGUCACCAAAGGCGACUUCCAAGUUGUGAACCCCCAUUUAUGCAAGCACCUGUGCGAACUUGGACUCUGGACCCACGAAACACGCACUCACUUGGCUGCCACUGGAAGCCUCAGAAAUGCGGAUGUGCCGGAAGAACUGAAAGAGUUGUACAAGACGGUCUGGGAGAUCAAACAAACGGCGCUGGUGGAAAUGGCCGCUCAAAGAGCGCCGUUCAUUGAUCAAAGUCAGAGUUUGAACCUCUAUGUGGAAUCGCCGAACUAUCCGAAGCUUACUACGCUUCACUUCAAGUCUUGGGAAUUGGUAAGGAAGAAUUUUUUUGGUGUUUGAGGGAUACUCUGGGAUUGUUAGAGGAAGGUAGGGCGCAGGUUGGGGUAAAUUGUUGGGUUUGAGUUAGAGAGAAUAAAAAUAGUUUAUGUUUCCAGAACUGUGAAAUGAGAACACUCUAGGAUCAGAAGAGUCUGGUUAUGAGAUUUAAAAAAAAAAAAAUUUUUUGCUGGUCCUAGCCUAUGUUGCAACUUAUGCUAGGGCGCAGCUUACAGAAUCAAAAAAGUAAACAAUUUUGAAAUAAAAUUUAUUGAUUGUGGCGUAUUUCAGGGCCUCAAGACUGGAAUGUACUAUCUUCGCUCCAAACCAUCAGUGGAUCCCGUCAAAUUCACCCUGGAUCGCACCGUUCUCAGAGCCGUCAAGGAUAACAAAACCAGCGGCGAAAAGAAGAACACUCUGGUUGGGAAUAAAGAUGGAAGGAUCCAAGUGGACCCUCAAAUCAAUGAUGAAAAUGAACCCUGCCUCAGUUGUCAAUAA